ACGACUUUGCCAGAAUCUAGCUUGAUAACGUGCUACUUAGCGUACGUUACCUUCAAUUUUACACAUAUGGUGUCGGUUUGAAAGCAGCUUUAAUCGCCUCAACACAAGGUGUAAUUCUACCCUCCCAUAAAAUAUACACAGGGAGGCUGAUAUUCAUCCCUCCAGUUCCCAGGGAUCCCUCAGCCUGCCCUGAUGAAGGCCGAGCAAGACGGAGACCUCCUCGAAGAGGACUCCCCUCAGGAGAAUGGAGUCCAGACGAACCAGUACAGCUCCAUCUCUCCUCCUGCCUCCCCGGUGGCCGACGACGAGCCCUUCUCCACAUACUUUGAGGAGAAGGUGGCCAUUCCCAGCGAUGUCAGCAGGGUGUUCAGUUUCCGCAAACUCUGGGCCUUCACUGGACCCGGGUUUUUGAUGAGCAUCGCUUACUUGGAUCCAGGGAACAUUGAGUCUGACCUGCAGUCUGGAGCUAAAGCUGGCUUUAAGCUCCUAUGGGUUCUCCUCGGGGCCACCAUCAUUGGGCUGCUGCUGCAGAGGUUGGCUGCACGCCUCGGGGUCGUCACUGGGAUGCACCUGGCUGAAGUCUGCAACCGCCAAUAUCCCACAGUUCCUCGAGUCCUCCUUUGGCUGAUGGUGGAGCUGGCAAUUAUUGGUUCAGACAUGCAGGAGGUCAUUGGCUGUGCCAUCGCUUUUAACCUUCUCUCCGUGGGCAGGAUUCCACUGUGGGCAGGAGUCCUCAUCACCAUCACGGACACAUUUGUGUUCCUCUUUUUAGACAAAUAUGGCCUGAGGAAACUUGAAGCCUUCUUUGGCUUUCUCAUCACCAUAAUGGCUUUAAGCUUUGGCUACGAGUAUGUGCUGGUAAAGCCAGACCAAGGGGAGCUACUGAAGGGCAUGUUCGUUCCUUACUGUGCCGGCUGUGGACCUGUGCAGCUGGAGCAGGCGGUGGGAAUUGUCGGCGCUGUCAUCAUGCCCCACAACAUCUACCUGCACUCAGCGUUAGUCAAGUCUCGAGAAAUCGAUCGCAAAAAUAAGAAGGAAGUAAAGGAGGCUAACAAGUACUUCUUCAUCGAGUCAACUAUUGCUCUCUUCAUCUCCUUCCUCAUCAACGUCUUCGUCGUAGCGGUCUUUGCUCAGGCCUUCUACGGUGUAACCAAUAUAAAAAUGCAUGAAGAGUGCAAUGCAACCGGCAGCCCAAACGCACAUCUCUUCCCCCUCAACAACGAAACACUGGAGGUGGACAUCUACAAAGGGGGGGUAGUCCUGGGCUGCGUCUUCGGCCCUGCAGCCCUCUACAUCUGGGCGAUCGGGAUCCUGGCAGCUGGACAGAGUUCCACCAUGACAGGCACUUAUUCUGGGCAGUUUGUUAUGGAGGGUUUCCUGAACCUGCGGUGGUCCCGGUUUGCGCGGGUGCUGCUGACCCGCUCCAUCGCCAUCACGCCGACCCUGCUGGUGGCCAUUUUUCAGGAUGUUCAGCAUCUGACGGGGAUGAAUGACUUCCUCAACGUGCUUCAAAGCAUGCAGCUUCCAUUUGCUUUGAUCCCAAUUCUGACCUUCACCAGUCUGACAUCUGUAAUGAACGACUUUGCAAAUGGACUGGUGUGGAAGAUUUCCGGAGGCAUCGUCAUCCUGGUGGUUUGUGCAAUCAACAUGUACUUCGUGGUGGUUUACGUGACAGCGCUGAACAGCGUGGUGUUCUACGUUUUUGCUGCUCUGUUCUCCGUAGCCUACCUGUGCUUUGUAGGCUACCUGGUAUGGCACUGUUUGGUUGCCUUGGGGGUUUCCUGCCUGGACUUUGGCAGCAGGAUGCGGCACUCAGACAUUUACCUGCUGACUGACAUGGACACUGACACUCUGGUGGAGAGAUAGAAGGACAUACUGUGACCCGACAUGCGUGGGACCACUAAAACUUGGCCAGUAUGUGUUCGUUGUCACCUCUCUGUGCCUAACACAUUUUUAAAGUGUCCUUACACGGCACACAGUGUGGUACAGCCACUGAUGUCUGAUCCAGUGAUGGGUGUUUUCCAUCGCAGAUGUCUCUGCAACCUCAGCUACAUAAUGUUUAUGCAAAUAAUGGUUAAAUAUAUCCGGAAGAUUAAUGUUCCUGUGACUCUGACACAGUGAACUACAUCAAAACAAUCACACCUUUAAGUCUGACUUUGCUAACCAAACACUACUGUGAUUAAAUGAUUGCUUUCCUUUCAGUACAAUAGUUAAACCAUUAUUCCACGUUAUUGAAAUGUUAGAGUCAGAGACACAGUUGGCUGUUUGCAGCCAAUGCUGCAGUAAAGAUACUUUGAACCUCCAAUUUGGCCACCAGGCUGCACAUUUCGUGAAGUUUUUUUUAAGGUACACUAAGUAACUUUUUUGAGUAUUCGGUUAUAUGGUCCUAUAAUCUUGAAGAGAGACCUCAAGAUGGACAGUGUGCUUUUGUAAUUGUUGUUUACAAUACAAAUACAAAUGUAACCAAAAUGUUUAUGCCAUUGAAGUACAUCUAAAAGUACUUUUUAGCUCUUACAAUACAAUAAUCCUUUGUCAGAGCUCAAAGAAAAAGGCUUGUUUACAUUUGAAGGGCCAUAAAAAAAUGCUACUCAGUGUACCUUUAGUCUUUCACUUCUUUGUGGUAGGGCUGACAUGACAUAAACAAAUCUGAUUUUGCUAUUGUCACACAGAGUGAGAACAAAAACAAACUUCUAAUGUGAAUUCUGUAUGAUUUAUUCAUAAAAAAAAGAGUUUAACAUUGCAGCAUGAUGUUAAAAUUUUUUUCGACUUGCAGAUACAAUCUUAAGUGAUUUAAAUAAUAAUCUAGAUAUUAAUAUUAGACUACGAAAAUGUUAUAAUAUAAUGGAUAUGAAGACUUGAGAAAUAUACAAGGCAUUUAUGUGUGAUUAAUCCCAAUAGUUCCUGUGUUUUUUUACUAUAUAAAAAAGAAUGACAGUUUUACGUCAUUUUAUGCACAGUAAUGCAUCUAUUUUAGAUGCUGAGAGUCUCUGUUUGUAUCCUUUGUAUUUCCAAGUCUUGAGGACCGGUCUAUUGUAAAUCAUUAAAUUAAAGCCAACAUGUGUGGGAUGGUAUCUAAACUAUGGCAGCAGACACCCACUUUAAGCUAAAUGAUAAUACAUGUGUUCAACACAUGUAUACAUUCCCGUUAAAUUAAUUUAUGAGUUUUAGGUCAUACAUUUGCAGUCGACAUUUAAUAUGAAUGAUCAGUGCUGAAUGCUGUCGGGUCUCGCAAAUUAGAAAAUAUAAUUAUCGUCUAUCUUCUAUUAUUUCUAUUUAAUUUUUCUUUAUUCAUUUUCAUUUUCAGUUAAGCUUAGGCCAGUUUGUUUAAAAAAUGUUUAUUUAUUUUUUAAUGUAUGUAUGGAGUUUAAGUGGUUGUUAAGUUUGGUUUAAAAUAUUUCUAUUUUCUUCAACUUUUGGGGGAGUUAUAUCAGCAACUAGCCUUUUUUUAUUUUUAUGAAGCCAAAUUUGGGCACAGGUGUGAUGUACACAAAAGUGCAUUAUAUUACAAAAAAGUAGGGCGUUUUAUAUCUGAAAUGAAGUUGAAAUUGUUACUGUGGUGCAAAUAGGUGAGGUCAAGUAAAGCUAAAUAUGAGAAGUAAUUGUGUUUUAUCAUGAGUUGCAGCAUGGGACUUGUCCAUUAUAUCUCAGGGCUCCUCGUGUCCUGGUAAAAGAGUUCUGUUACUCCAGAGUUUCAUGGGAGUUUUUUAAUUGUACAAAACUUGAACAAGUUUGACUGUUUCGAAUGUGUGAGACAAGUGUUAGCUUAGCAACAGAGUGCUAAUAUGACAAAUACCUCUAAUUGUGACAGGAUGAUACUUGCAUGUCUUGCGCAUGACUUAUUGUGCACUUCAGUUACUUAGCAAAAGCAUUUUUUUUCUUUUUUCAAGAUAUUUUUUUGGCCAUUUUCAAGGCUUUAUUGAUAGUGGGAGACAGAGUGGAAGACAUGCAGGAAAGGGCUCAGAGUCGAUUUCGAACCUGGGCCGCCUGCUCACGAGGACAAUGCCUCUAUGGUACGCGCUCUACCAGGUGUGCCACCGGGAUGCCCCAGCCGUUUUUUCAAACAGAAAAUAAAACAAGCAAAAAGAGUAGAGAGACGACAACAGAGAAGAAGAAGGAAAAUUAUAUGAAAAGAUUGUGCCAAACUAAAUAAUCCAUAAUAAAAACAAUUUUGAGAUAUAAUGCACUGGUAGUUUGGGCUGAUAAAUGAAACAAACAUUUUUCCCCUUGACCAAAUACUGAACUGCACUUGUAUGUUAUAAUUACUGUGCAGACAACCACAGUGCCUUCUGUAUUCACCAAUGUGCCUCAGUUCAAAGAUCUCUUGCACACUCUUCAGUCAAAACUACUACAAACCAAUACAAUAAUUUCACAUUGUUGUAAGUGGAGCAACACAACUGUAGUACUUUGAGUAAAACUGUUAGCAUAAGAAUAUAUAUAUGUUGUUGAUGAGGUAUAGAGAGGCUGACAGUAUCAUUUUUGAAAGUCUAAUAUAUUUUCAAAUUUGUUUCUCAUCUUGCCAAAUUUGUUUUUUCUCUUUGUGUUCUGCAAUUACCAUCAUAUUUCCUGAAAGAAUAAUAUAUUUCUUUGGAUAUGUAUAUGUAUAUUUUUUUCCCACAGCAAGAUGCAUACUAUUAUCAAAUUCUCAUGUGACUUUAAUUCCAAGUUUGUAAUGAUGUUUUGUUGAAUUUAUGACAUAUAUUUGUGUAAAAGAUCUUCUGAAAAAACAUUAAAAUAAACAAACGGCACUUGAUUACAAACGAAAUGGGCCAAAAGUGUAAUUAAAAGCAUAAAAGUUACAAUUGUAAGCUCUGUAAUAAAAUACUUGAUGGGACACUUGAUGGGAUCACAGCAGAAAGUUAAUGCUUAGUAGUUAUCGAAUGAUGAUGGAAGAACAUGUCACUGUACGACGCAUUCAUUUGUUUGAAGAAUAUAAGUUAGCCGUACAUCUCCAUAUGACCUUCUGGCUCUUAUCACUCUCUUCUAGUGAAAACUAUCAAAAACAUGGUUUUGCCCUUAGUUGUACCAUGUUUGUGGUUUGCUUCAUCAUUUGUUGCAUCGUCAAGUAUUAAGUUUCUGAAUAUGGGAACACCUGUUGGAACCAUUUUCUGGUUCCAUGGCCAGACAAUAAAUUGGUACUGUAUUGCAUUGUAAAUUACAUUCAAUGUGUUAUUUCUGAUUUGAUUCAAUUGUUCACUAUGAUACAGUAUUGGGACCCUACAAAAGGGUGAGUUUCUGAUUUUUAUUUUAUUUUAGUCACCAGAUCAAUAGUUUUAAAUGAUCCACAACCUUAUAUGUUUGAAUAUUGUUUUUCUUGUUGAAUAAAAAAGUAAAUCUAUCUAUUCCUAAGCUGU
Molecule: messenger RNA, 5351 nt
Organism: Centropristis striata (black sea bass)
Lineage: Eukaryota; Metazoa; Chordata; Actinopteri; Perciformes; Serranidae
Product: natural resistance-associated macrophage protein 2-like
Exons: 17
Coding region: 193-1866 (557 amino acids)
Biological process (GO): metal ion transport
Cellular component (GO): plasma membrane
Molecular function (GO): iron ion transmembrane transporter activity; manganese ion transmembrane transporter activity; cadmium ion transmembrane transporter activity
Source: RefSeq, a predicted model, not a curated record